Molecule: messenger RNA, 5518 nt
Organism: Trichosurus vulpecula (common brushtail)
Lineage: Eukaryota; Metazoa; Chordata; Mammalia; Diprotodontia; Phalangeridae
Gene: DNAJC3
Product: DnaJ heat shock protein family (Hsp40) member C3
Exons: 12
Coding region: 104-1618 (504 amino acids)
Biological process (GO): protein folding in endoplasmic reticulum
Cellular component (GO): endoplasmic reticulum
Molecular function (GO): misfolded protein binding; protein-folding chaperone binding
Source: RefSeq, a predicted model, not a curated record
CUCCCGUCACCAGCCGUGGCCCGAGCGGCUACAGCGGCCGCGGGAGCUGGUCAGUUCCCGCACUCUCUUUUCGUCGUCCUUCUCCUCCCGAGCGCCCUCGGCCAUGGUGUCCCUCGGCUCCGUGACUAACCGACUGGGCUCGGUGUUCCCCUUCCUGCUCGUCCUGGUGGAUCUGCAAUACGAAGGUGCAGAAUGUGGAAUAAAUGGAGAUGUCGAAAAACAUCUAGAAAUGGGCAAGAAAUUAUUGGCAGCUGGACAACUAGCAGAUGCCUUAUCUCAGUUUCAUGCUGCAGUAGAUGGUGAUCCGGACAACUACAUUGCUUAUUAUCGAAGAGCUACUGUUUACUUAGCCAUGGGCAAAUCUAAAGCAGCAAUUCCUGACCUAAGUAAAGUGGUUGAAUUGAAGACUGAUUUUACAGCAGCACGAUUACAGAGAGGUCAUUUACUGCUUAAGCAAGGAAAACUUGAUGAAGCAGAAGAUGAUUUUAAAAAAGUGCUAAAAUCUCAUCCUAGUGAGACUGAAGAAAAGGAAGCCCAGUCUCAACUACUAAAAGCUGAUGAAAUGCAGCGCUUACGUUCACAAGCGCAUUGUGCUUUUGAUCGGGAAGAUUAUCAAGCAGCUAUAGCUUUUCUUGACAGCAUUUUAGAGGUUUGUGUUUGGGAUGCAGAGCUGCGAGAACUUCGGGCUGAAUGCUUUAUAAAGGAAGGGGAGCCAGGGAAAGCUAUUAGUGACUUAAAAUCUGCUUCCAAGUUGAAGAAUGACAAUACUGAGGCCUUUUAUAAAAUCAGCACAAUAUACUAUCAGCUGGGAGAUCAUGAACUGUCACUCAGUGAAGUCCGGGAAUGUUUAAAACUUGACCAAGAUCAUAAAAGAUGCUUUGCACACUAUAAACAAGUGAAGAAGCUUAACAAACUUAUUGAGUCAGCAGAGGAGCUCAUUAGAGAAGGCAGAUAUGUAGAUGCAGCUAGCAAAUAUGAAUCUGUAAUGAAAACAGAGCCAAAUACACCUAUUUAUACCAUUCGUUCCAAAGAGAGGAUUUGUCAUUGCUUCUCCAAGGAUAAAAAACCCGUUGAAGCUAUUAAAGCAUGUUCAGAAGUUUUACAACUGGAGCCUGCCAAUGUGAAUGCUCUCAAAGACAGAGCAGAGGCCUAUUUAAUAGAGGAAAUGUAUGAUGAAGCUAUUCAGGAUUAUGAAACUGCACAGGAACACAAUGAAAAUGAUCAACAGAUUCGAGAAGGACUAGAGAAAGCUCAAAGACUCUUGAAACAGUCACAGAAAAGAGAUUAUUACAAAAUCUUGGGAGUAAAAAGAAAUGCUAAAAAACAAGAAAUCAUCAAGGCAUACAGAAAGUUAGCGCUGCAGUGGCAUCCAGAUAAUUUUCAGAAUGAAGAAGAAAAGAAAAAAGCAGAGAAAAAAUUUAUUGACAUAGCAGCUGCUAAAGAAGUACUGUCAGAUCCAGAAAUGAGGAAAAAGUUUGAUGAAGGAGAAGAUCCCUUGGAUGCAGAGAGCCAACAGGGAGGUGGUGGCAACAGUUUCCAUAGAAGCUGGAAUUCAUGGCAAGGCUUUAACCCCUUCAGCUCAGGCGGACCAUUUCGAUUUAAAUUCCACUUUAAUUAAAACCAACAAUGUUUUUCUGCUACUGUUCCUUCUCCUAACUUUUUUAAAAUUAGAAAACAAACCUUGUUCCAGUUUCAGGACUCUAAUGAAAUAUUUCAAAUCUUUCUGUUGUCCAUAACCAAAGAAUUGUUUUAAUAGGAAGAAUCUUUUCCUGUCCAUUUUAAACUCUCUUGUUGGCUGGGGGUGGGAUGAUGAGUGAUGGUUCAGUGCCCGUGUGAAGCAGCCAAGUCUGGGGCAGACUCUCUUGUAUAAGCAUCAAUGUAUUUUUUUAUAUUUUUCGCAUUGGAGCAAAUGCAAAUCCUUCCUCCUGUCCAAUCCUUGUGUGGUGUGUCAGUACCUACAUAUGGUGCAUCUGUAAGCAUACAUAAGCCAAAAAAGAAGCUGUUGUUCUCAGAAGACUGGGCAUGUUUCAGUAUUCCAAAAGUGAAAAAUGAACGAUGAGACCACAUUCUAAACCGUAUUGUUUUAGGGUAACUUGGUUUUCUGAAGCAUAGACUGCUAGACUGGGAUUUUGAACAAACAGAACAGUUAUUGAUUUCUAAUAUUUUUAAAUGUUUAUUUGUUAAUAUUUGAACUUCCUUAAUACUAUAUUCAAUUUAAUGAUAUUGCUUCUCUAUGGCUACAAGUAAAGAAGUGAAAAUCUCUCAUUUAGAAAACUUGCUACCAAAUUUUGGAUUCUUGAUUGGGGUUAGAAAGCACAUUUUAUUUAUUUAUUUUUUUGGUAGCUGAAUGAGAGUUCCUCAGGACUGCAUAAUUGGAAUUGGAUGUCAUGAAGACCUGGGAGCAUUUUCAUUUAAGACUAAAAAGAGAUACUUUGUUUCUGUAAAAAGUUAUUUUCAAAUUUUGAAAAAUUUUUUGAGCAAUAUUGCUUCUAUACAAGUAGAGAGAAAAUUUUUUUUAAUAAUGAGUUCCUACCUGUCUUACCAAAUUUGCAAGAUCAAGAUUUGGUUUUGAAACUUAAAGUCACUUUUCCAGGAUAUAUAGGCCUUCAAAUACAGUAUUUCAAUAUCCUUUAUUGUGAUGGCUCUGUUAGAGUUCUUUUCUCAUCCCUGGGUUUACAGGACUCCUAGUUUCCUGACACAUUUCAAAAUCAGAUGUUACAAAAGGUACCAGUCUGAUUUAAGCUCCUGGGGUGUCUUACACAAUCUUUUUUCUUCGCCCUAGAAAAAUGUGCCUCGACUUGAACUCAACCCAAGUUUCCACCAUCAUUUCUCUGUAAAAAUAAUAUUUAUCUCCUGAUAGGUCACAUGUUCCUUUUCUGUGAGGCAAUUACUGAAUAGUAAUUAAGCUAUUCAGGCAUACUAUGGAGACUAUUUUUUUCCCUGUUCAGAAUAGGAAUUGAUCUCUUUUGAAUAGAUCUCUUUAACCAAGGACAUUGUACCUUUUAAGGAAAUGCUAGUGCUGCAUUUAAAAUCUAAGAUAAUAGAUUUAAUUAAUAAUUAUUAAUUGCUCCCAUUGAAGUUUUUUUAGAGCUCUGAGUUUUGGGGGAUCACUUUUAGUAGCAUAAGGUACUUAAAAUUAGUAGAGAAUCAAGAGAUCUAGUCAGUGGAGACGGUAAUUUGACUAUACUGAUGCCAGCAUUAUUAGCCAAGCACAAAAUUUUAUUCAUAAAUAUGAGUUUGCCUAAGAUUUUGUUUAAAAAGAUGUUGGAUGUUUAACUAUGUAGAUGAGUUGUAGAAAAUUUUAGCCGAUACCAUGAUGUCUAAUUGUCUCUCCAUAAAUGUAAAGCAUUGAAAAGAAAAUUUUUCAUUGAUUUGCAGUUUUCAUUUGUUUUAUAAUGUCUUGAAGCUCAAUCCACUAUAAUUUGCAAAUGUACAAUGUAAGCUAUAUUCUUUAACUCUUUGAAAAAAUCUUAAGCAUUUGUACAACUGGAACUAAUUCUGUUAUCUACAGAAAUUAUUUUUGAAUCUUGUCUUCCUCACAAAUUUUCCUUGGCGUCACACCAAGAAGACUACUACCCAGCUGAUAGCCCUGCAGGUAGUAGGGGUCUUCAAAACCCCAGAUAAAAAUGGAUUAAGUCCCCACAGCCUAACAUUUAAAGAAUACCAAAAUUGCCAGGAUGUGAGAGAGUUGAGUGGAUGAUUGUGAUGGUCAUGGAUCGGAUUGCAUUGGGAAUUCAUGUUCUUUAGGGUAUUUGUUACUGAUAGAGCAUCUAACUUCAGACUGCAUGCCUGAGUUUUCACCUCUCAAUAACCAUGAUUCCAAAGCCUCAAGUCAGUCACUCACCGAAGGGAGGUGGACAGUUAUGUUCAAAGCCUGUUUUCCUCUAGAAGCACCAUAAUUAUAAAUUAGAAACACUUGACAGCUUUAGUUCAUCCAAGAAGAAAGAGAAGCUAUAUAUUGCACAGUGCCAAUUCCAUUAAAGAGAAUGUGAGAUGUCUGGACUGGUAUUGCGUUCUGCUACUUGAGGAAGAAAGUAGGAAGACUGUGAAGCUCUUAUGAAGCCCAGUGAAUGCAGUUUGUAACAGUGAUAUAGAAACAUUUGCGUAUUAAGGAAUAGUAGAGCAGUUUGUCUGCCUAACAGUAGGAAGCCACACUGUACAAUGGACAGUGGCUGCUGCUCUUGUGCACUUUCUGCCGACAUACUGCUUUUGGUCACAGGCACAAAGCAUUUGUAGCUCUUUCAGGAAGAAUAUGCAGUGGGUCACAUGUAAGGAUACAUUAUCCUUAACUCUAUUGUGUUCUCUUCUGAAUUACUCACUUUUCAUUAGUGAGCUCCCUAAAUAAAAUGUCACUGGUCUAUUCCAUUGUAGUAAAGCUGGUUUAAUGGGAGUCACCCAUGGCAAAAAAGUAUUAAAUACACUUAUCUGUACAUGAUGCAAAAGCAGUCUUAAGAAGGGUAGUUUAAAACUCAUUGAGAAGUCUGAAAGUGUGUACAGAAGUUUGCUUUUUGCCAGAAUAAAUGAAAAUGUAAACACUACUUUGAGCAUCCUCUGCUGAAGUGAAUUUUAUAAUAAGCAAUCUAGCCAUCAAUUUGACUUUUAAAAAUGACAGUUUUCCAUUUCAGGUCAGUAUUAACUCUAGCCUUUUGAGUUGCCAGUAUGAAAGCAUUUGGGAAAAUUUGGGUCUCUGGCAAUGGGAUCUAAAACUGUCCACAUCACUUGAAAGAAAAAAAAAUACUUCCCCACCCCUAAAAAAAGAGGAUAAUUAAAAGAUACUUUUUAGUAUAACAAUACAUACAAAACAGUGUCAUUUUAUUCAUGGUGAGAAGUGACAAUUUUCACCUGAGAUAAUUAGUUGGCCAAGUUUUUGCCUUAUUGUGAUAGUACACCAUUUAGUUUGCCUUGCAAAAGGAUUUGACCAGUAUGUCAAAAGAAUAGUUGUAAAACACAUCUGUACAGCCUUACUUACUGACUAUAGUUUCCUUUUCAACAUCCGGAGAGGAAGGAGGAAGGCAUUUGUAAUUCUUCAAUGACUAAUACAGUUUUAUUCUAAAUCAGAUCAUUCCUGUUAAUCACUACUUGUUAGUGGCAAGAAAUUUACUACAUUUUAAACAGGAUGAUAGUAGGUAGGGUAACUCAGUCUUGUUGCAGAGAUCUCUUGCUUGCUGUCUGAUUUAAGAUAAAUUAGCCACUGCGUGGCUCUGUGAAGUAACAAAAUUUUGUUGCUUUUGUUUAUCUACAUUUGUCACACCUCUGCCUGCAGUGAGAAAGAUUGGCAGGGGUUAAAACUGGUGAUCUUUCUUACUGUAAGUUAGAUACUACUCCUACCCUAAAGCUAUAGUUCAGCUAUUUGAGUGAGAUGACUAACUUAAUGCAUCUUAAAAUUUUUGAAUGUUUUAUAUAAAAGAAGGAAAGGAACCUAAAACGCGAUGAACUGGGUCUCAGACAUGUCUACAAAUGUGGGUACUAUUUUUAUGCCAGUGUAUUUUCACAUUUAAUAAAGAUAUUUAUGGUGAUA